Parastagonospora nodorum SN15 is the source of this 2118-nucleotide messenger RNA. RefSeq lists its product as hypothetical. The transcript is spliced from 3 exons. The record is from RefSeq and is a predicted model, not a curated record. Lineage: Eukaryota; Fungi; Ascomycota; Dothideomycetes; Pleosporales; Phaeosphaeriaceae. Gene Ontology annotation, molecular function: protein disulfide isomerase activity. Bases 1 to 2118 code for a protein of 705 amino acids. Gene Ontology annotation, cellular component: endoplasmic reticulum.
AUGCGCUCCAUAUUCUACACCCUCCUGUCGCUGGCAACGCUUACUACUGCCCUUGCAAUUGAGACGACCGCUCCAAAGGCAAAGGCCAAGGCCGCCGACGACGACUGGGAGGAGAAGCAGCCCGACACCAUAUUCAACGGCCAGACUGUGCCGCCCAUGAUAGAGCUGACACAACAUAACCUCGACACGGAGAUCGCCAAGGGAAACUGGCUCGUCGAAUUCUUCUCACCAAGCUGCCCCCACUGCAUGCACUUCAAGCCGACCUACCAGACCGCGUACGAGUUCUACUACACCUCGAAGCCCAUCACCUCCAAAGACGAAAGCGAGGGCGACUCGCUCAAUUCCUUUACGCGAUACUACGACUUCAAGUUUGCGAAAGUCGACUGUCAGGCAUUUGGCGAUGCUUGCGUCGCCCACAAUGUAGCGAGCUAUCCGUCGCUGUUCUUCUUCACAGAUGGCAAGCUGGUGCAGCAGGAGGUUGGCGCCAAGGAUAUGGGCCAUUUGAGCAAGUGGAUAGAAGGGCUCCUCGAAUCCAUCCGUCCAGGGACCCGCAAGGAGGGCGGCCCCAAGCUACCCAAGCCUGGCGCGAAGUCGGUCGAGGCUGGCCCAGAUACUGAGGACGUGGUCAAAGAGAAGGCAAAGGUGGAUACCGAAGACAACAAGGCCGCCGUGUCCGCUGCGAAGAGCACUCCGACCAAAGCUGCCAAGCCUGCGAAGGCGACGCCAACCACCAAGGCAAACCUGGACGGCGAGGUGCAAAUCCUUACCGCCGAGAACUUCCCCAAGCUCGUCACCGACUCCAUGGAGCCAUGGUUUGUCAAAUUCUACGCACCAUGGUGCCAUCACUGUCAGGCCCUUGCUCCCAACUGGAAGAACCUGGCGCGUCAGAUGCGUGGAAACUUGAACAUAGGCGAAGUCAACUGUGACGAGCAGAAGAGGCUAUGUAAAGAGGCAGGUGUCCGCGGAUAUCCAACCAUGCUGCUCUUCCAGGGUAAUGCGCGCGUAGAGUACGAUGGUCUGCGGGGGAUCGGCGACUUGAUGAGCUAUGCUGAGAAGGUUGCUGCUGUUCGUGCUGGCGUGCAAGAGGUAGAUGCUGAGGACUUCAAGAAGAUGGAGGAGACUGAGGAGGUCAUUUUCACAUUUUUCUACGAUCACGCGACCACCAGCGAGGACUUCCAGGCUCUGGAGAGACUUCCCCUAAGCAUUGUUGGAAAGGGGAAGCUGGUGAAGACGAAUGACGCAGAGCUUGCCAAGCGCUUCAAGAUAUCGACGUUCCCACGUUUAAUAGUUUCGCGCGACGGGAAGCCCUCGUACUACCCACCAAUCACACCCAAGGAGAUGCGUGACACCAAGAAGAUUACCACCUGGAUGAAGACGGUCUGGCUCCCGCUUGUUCCCGAACUCACCUCCUCGAAUGCCAAGGAGAUCAUGGAUGGCAAGAUGGUGGUGCUUGCGGUAUUGACAAGGGAACGCGCCGACGAAUUCACUCGAUCCAAGCGUGAGCUGAAGAACGCCGCGCUCGAGUGGCUAGACAAGCGCGAAGCUGCGUUCCAGGCCGAGCGUCAAGAACUUCGUGAUGCCAAAAAAAUGCGCAUCGAAGAGGCGACCGACAAGAAUGACGAGCGAGCUCUCAGAGACGCGAAGCAGAUCCGAAUCGACACAGAACAGCUCCUGAAGACUCAAGUUGGCUUCGCAUGGGUCGAUGGUGUCAUGUGGGGACGCUGGAUCAAGAGCACAUAUGGCAUUGAUGUCAAGGAUGGCGAACGAAUCAUCAUCAACGAAGAAGAUCGCCACCGCUACUGGGACCUGACCAGCUCAGGCGAACAAAUCAAGCCAUCACGCGCCUCAAUUCUCGAAACUCUGGGCAAGGUAGCCGUCCCUUCGCCAAAACUUGCGCCCAAAUACACUAGGAGUGCAUUUACCCGGUUCUUCGUCUCGACGAGUGCAUUCGUGACUACCCACCCAUUCCUUAGCCUGGGCAUGGUAGUUGGUUUCUUCACCGCAAUCGUGCUCAUGGGCAAGAGCAGGAGCCGGCGGUCAUUCAACAGGGGAUUCAUCAACCUCGGCGAGAAGGAGGGCCUCUUGGGCGGUAAUGGAAACGGCGCAAAGCACGACUGA